CGACGUAUUCGACGACGGCCCGCAACAGCGACGAUGAUGGCGAUGAUCACUUGGUAUGCGAUAAUGGCCACGUCCGCGGUGACGAUGGCGAUCUCGACAACGAAGGCGACGAUGUUCGGAAAGGCGACGAAGGCGGUGAAGACGAUGGGCGAGAUGAUGUGCACGCCAGUCAUGAAUUCGCCGAAGAUAACUGCCAAAACAACGCAAGCGGUGAAGAUGGCUACGUUGACGACGGACGCAGUGAUGAUGGCGAUGACGGCGACGAAGGCGCUGACGAUGGCAAUGAUGGUGAUGAAGGCGAUGACGUUAAAAAAAAACGACGAUGGCGAUGAUGGCGACGAAGGCGCUGAUGAUGGCUACGAAGGCGACUCACGCGGUGAAGAUGACUGCGAUGGCGACUGAAUAAGCGCGGCGGGCGGCGGGGACUGCGUCAGGGAGAGAGAAAGUGUUGUCGUGCAUUUGCGAAGAACGCCCGCGUCCUUAUAAACA
Molecule: messenger RNA, 489 nt
Organism: Chara braunii
Lineage: Eukaryota; Viridiplantae; Streptophyta; Charophyceae; Charales; Characeae
Source: the annotation of a GenBank genome assembly